Molecule: messenger RNA, 606 nt
Organism: Ananas comosus (pineapple)
Lineage: Eukaryota; Viridiplantae; Streptophyta; Magnoliopsida; Poales; Bromeliaceae
Product: lysine-rich arabinogalactan protein 19-like
Exons: 1
Coding region: 1-606 (201 amino acids)
Source: RefSeq, a predicted model, not a curated record
AUGGCCGAUCCCCUCUCGAUCCCGACCGGCCGUCGCCGGCCUUCCGCCCGCGAGGCCGGCCCCUGCUCGCGCCUUCCAGCCUCCCCAGGCCUCAUCCACGACCGGCCGCCGCCUUCCGCCGGUCACCGCGCCGCCGUGUCUAGUUGGGUGCUGAACGAGAGCCCAAGUAACCAAAGGGCCGCCGUGCCGCCGCCGGCCUCCUCCAACCCCACUGCAGCUAGGCAGCGGCCUCCGGCUCCCUUAGUACUACGUGGGGAGGCACCCGCCGCCGCAGUACGUCACCGGCUCCACCGAGCCGGUGCCGGGCGUGCCCAGACCCGCCGGCGUCCUACCUCCUCGCCGCCGGCCGCCAGGUGCACCUACCGGCCCUACCGCUCGCCGCCGCUCGCCCUCCAGCGGCCUCCGGCACCCUCCUGCGCGCCGACCGCCCCUUUGCCGCCACCGCGCGCCUCCGUCCCUAGUGGGUCCGAGCUGGACCCACUAACGGCGACCGGCGUCCCUCGAGCCCGUCGAGGCCGCCCCGCGCCCCUGCCGCCUCCGGCCGCCCCUGACGCGGCCCUUACCCAGAGCCGGCUCCCUUUCCGAAGGAUCCCACAGAACCUGUAA